CUGCCGGAAUAUCGACGUUUUUAGUUGUAAAUAUUUAAUGUAAUGAUUAUUAGGAUUUAAUUACUAUUCAAUUUUUAUUUUUAUUGAUUAUAGACGUGUGCAUUGUAAUCACCAUAAUAACAUAAUAUUGUUCGUGUUCCCAGACGAUUGACCAUGCCGUCAUUAUUUCGACAGAUAUAGAUUUUCGUCUUUGGUAAAAUGAUUUUCUGUUUGAAUUUUGGUACACGUUCAAUACCGUGAUAUCGGUUUUUGGUCAAAUACGUAUGACUUUUUUUUGUGUAAUUAGAAGAGGAUAAAAAAUAGUGACGUUAACGAUGUAGUUUAACAAUUUUACUCGUUGUUUGUCAUUACCAAAAUUUUACGAGAUUCAGAACGCAUACCCUCUAAAGUCUCCUCACCAGUUACCAUUCAAUUAACAUUACAUUUUUAAGAUGAAGCUCGAUACUUUAUCAUUGAAAUAUAUCCAAAUAUUUUUUGUUGUCGUUAUUUAUUGGGUGAUUUCUAUUCUGACAGUAUUUGUAAAUAAGACUUUAUUGAGUAUUGACAAACUAGAUGUUGAUGCUCCUAUAUUCAUUGCAUGGUUCCAGUGUUUGGUUUCAGCAAUAAUUUGUUUCACUUUAAGUCGUUUGUCUAAGAUGUUUCCAACAGUUGUAAAGUUUCCCGAGGGAAAUCCGUUUAAUACAGCCACUGUUAGAAAGGUAUUACCAUUAUCAAUAUUAUAUAUUUUAAUGAUAUCUACAAAUAACUAUUGUCUAAAAUUUGUGGAUGUUACAUUUUAUUAUGUGGGUCGAUCACUCACAACGGUAUUCAACGUCAUACUUUCCUACUUAAUAUUAGGUCAAACUACUUCAAUUAGCUGUCUCCUUUGUUGUUUUGCCGUAGUGUGUGGAUUUUUUUUAGGAGUAGAUCAAGAAAAUCUUUCAGGUUCGUUUUCGUUGGUUGGAACAUUAUUCGGAGUCUUAAGUUCAUUUUCUUUGGCAUAUUACUCUAUUCAAAUUAAAAAAGUUCUACCAGAUGUCAAUAACCAAAUUUGGCUACUUUCUUACUUCAAUAAUGUAUACGCUACUAUAUUAUUCAUUCCACUUUUAGCGCUUGAAGCUAAGGAAUUGAGUAAUUACAGUAAACUGACUGAAUAUAAGUUUCUAUUACUUAUGAUAAUUGGUGGUGUGUGUGGACUAUCAAUUGGUUAUAUAACAGUACUCCAAGUACAAGUAACAUCACCAUUAACUCAUAAUAUAUCUGGUACAGCAAAAUCUUGUUUCCAAACCGUAUUAGCUUCAUUCUGGUAUAAUCAGUGGAAAUCUUCUGUGUGGUGGUUUUCAAAUUUUGUUGUAUUGGGAGGAAGUGCUGCAUAUACUAUUGUUAAGAAUAGAGAAAUGGAAAAAAAAUAUAGACCAAUAGCAUACAGCCGUUGUUAGUUUUAUUUAUUUUAUUUAUUUUUUUACUACUUAUAUAAGUUAAGCUUUGACCAUUUUUUUUUUUGUAAAUUAUUUUUUUUUAUCCUUAUUUGUAAUAAGAGUAAUAAGAUCUUACCUAAUCCAAAAUAAGGUGUCAGCUACCUGCAGCACUCAAAACAAUUUGGUGUAACUGCAAAAAACUUUUUUUUAUAUAAAAACAAACUUAAUCUAUAACGGGAACAUUAUUCUUAUUAUUCUUAUUAUCUUUGUCGAUGUGAAACCAGUAUUUCUUAAAUUAUUUUUCCACUCGUAGAUGUUAUACUUUUGUGUUUCCCUCGAUAAAAUGUUGUUGUACAAUUUAACUUUUGAUUCUAAAAAAAAAGUUUCCUACCUGUAUUAAUGUAUUUAACAUAUAAAACCAAUUUUUUUUUUCAUUAAAUAAACUGCUAUUUAUUUACAAGUACAA
Molecule: messenger RNA, 1863 nt
Organism: Metopolophium dirhodum (rose-grain aphid)
Lineage: Eukaryota; Metazoa; Arthropoda; Insecta; Hemiptera; Aphididae
Gene: nac
Product: GDP-fucose transporter 1
Exons: 6
Coding region: 432-1418 (328 amino acids)
Biological process (GO): GDP-fucose import into Golgi lumen; protein O-linked glycosylation via fucose
Cellular component (GO): Golgi apparatus
Molecular function (GO): antiporter activity
Source: RefSeq, a predicted model, not a curated record